AUGGAUGUUCCCAUCAGUGGCCAGGACUUGCAAUGCCUGCAGCUGGCCUGUGCUGCCCUGGGCCUGCUGGCCGGCAGCAUCAUUAUUGGGGUGUCUGUUUCAUCUGCAGCAGCCGCUGUGGGGGGCAUCUUCAUCGGAGCUGCAGGUCUGGGGCUUUUCAUCCUGGCUUAUCCCUUUCUGAACUCUCGGUUCAACCUGGAUCGAUUCCUGCCUUCCCUGGGGAAUCUAAGGAUCCACCCCCAGCCUGGGAACAGUGGAGAGGAAGGGGCCUCCAGUGGCAGAGGGAAGAGUGAAGGAAUAAGGAGUCAUAUACCUAACAGUCUCUCUACUGUGAGCCGGACCCUGGAGAAGCUGAAACCUGGAGGUGGCAAUGCUGGUGGGAGCUGA
This is a messenger RNA of Trichosurus vulpecula (common brushtail), 387 nucleotides long. It is a transcript of the gene KNCN, whose product is annotated as kinocilin. The coding region runs from base 1 to 387 and encodes 128 amino acids. The transcript is spliced from 4 exons. The record is from RefSeq and is a predicted model, not a curated record. Lineage: Eukaryota; Metazoa; Chordata; Mammalia; Diprotodontia; Phalangeridae.